AAAAUUUCUCCAAAAGCUACUAGCCUGGUAGUACCUUAGCUUCAAAUCUCCAAAAAGUGAGGAAGCUAGCUAGUACUGAGAAACAUGUCUCCAAUGGUGUCGUUUUUUCUCUUCUUCUCUUUACUAACACUUCUCUCCAUUGCUAGAGCUCAAGAUGGAGCCCCUCAUGGGAUUGUUUAUGAAAACCCAAUUGCUUUUACUCCAUCUGCAUAUGACUUCUUCCAUCCAAGCACGCAAAGAUCCUGUGAAACAUCCAAUUGCUCGCCGUUGCCUGUCGCAGCGCAGGUUGUCGAGGCCACUCCGGGCCAUGAGAGCAGAGAGUUAGAGUCCCAGAAAGGCAGCAGAGUGGGAGCUGCUGCGAUUGCUGGCAUUGCGUUUGGCCUUGUGUUUGCUGUUCUUUUGGGGAUGGGCGUCUACUAUGUUGUCAUCACACGUCGAGCCAACGUGAGUCGAACCAAUUCUGUUCAGCCCGAUGCUUGAUCAUGUCCCAAAACCACAACAUGUUUGGUCAAACUUAGACCAACCUGUUUCUUUCUUUUCCUUAAUAUUUGAUUCGGGUUAUGUAGCGAGUGAAAGGGAAAAAACCAUCCCGUCUUAUUAUCCAUAUUAGAUUUUACAACAUCUAGCCAUGUAUAUGUUGUUUAUGUUGUCAUGUCAUUUCAAAUGACAUAACACCAUGCAUAUACACUGUUAGAUCAUAUAAAAUCUAAUAUGGAUCUCUGUAGUUGUAAUAGUUAGUGAUAAGAUGCAUGGUGUUUCAGAAUUAUGGCUCAUUAAGUAGCCGACUUUUGGUAUAUAAGCAAAAAGAUUAUUAAAUGAUUA
Molecule: messenger RNA, 822 nt
Organism: Corylus avellana
Lineage: Eukaryota; Viridiplantae; Streptophyta; Magnoliopsida; Fagales; Betulaceae
Source: RefSeq, a predicted model, not a curated record